Messenger RNA from Xiphophorus hellerii (green swordtail), 945 nucleotides. RefSeq names its product transmembrane protein 254 (gene tmem254). Lineage: Eukaryota; Metazoa; Chordata; Actinopteri; Cyprinodontiformes; Poeciliidae. The transcript has 4 exons. Bases 63 to 425 code for a protein of 120 amino acids. The record is from RefSeq and is a predicted model, not a curated record.
GUUUCGAGUCGGUCGUAUUUGACGGCGGCACCACCACCGUAGAACAACGCUAAACAGCAGCAAUGGCUUCAAACGGUUAUUUUAGACGGACCACUCAAUUUUGGAUGGUUACUAUAACGGUCUCAUUUGGGUUCUUUACUCUGAUCGUGUUUGCACCGGAUGCAGUCCCGUACGAUUGCCUCGGUCCGUUUGGCAGCUUGUGCAGACACCUGGUGUAUUACCAUGCUGACCUGAUGUACAAAGGGUGGUGGGCAGCCGUUGCUGUUCAUGUCUUAGAAGCCCUUUACGCUUACAAGCUGUGCUGCGACAAAGGCAUCAACCACCCGGCCAUUCGCAGGCAGUGGGUCUUCCAGACGUUCCUGUUCGGCUACGCCUCGCUCGGCAUGCUCGUUAAGUACAAUCCGAAGCGCCACAAAAAGUACUGAACGCAGCCGGCGGAGCCUCCAGAGUGAAACAGCUGGACAUUCCUGGUGCCUUUUCCCCCUAGGAUGAGGGAAAACUGAUGAUAUAAACACUAGAAAUUGAAUUAGUGUCUUUGUUGUAACCUUUAAUUCACUGGUGCAUACAUUUGAACUACAUUCCAUUUAUUUUCUAUGAAGAAAAGCUGGAGAAAAUGUUAGAAUUGAUGUUAAAUUAAUAAUAUUGUUGAUAGUUGUUUAAUUAAUUAAUUUGCCUUCAGAUAGAUUUUAUGUGCAAUACAACAGGAGUCCUGAAUCAAUUACUUUGUGCUCUAAUGAUGUUUACAACAAACCUGCAAGGUUGCAAUAGAGAUUCCUCAACUGCUGCUGAGUCGUAACGUCAGGCACAGGUACGCUGCUGCCGGCUCGAGAGAAGAUUUUUAAAAAUGGGAGAUAUUUUCAUAUUUACCUCUGUCACUCUACGGCGCUUUCGCUUCCUGUUGAGGAUGCUGAAAGUCUUCAAUAAAGAGAAUAAUUUGCAAACUGG